Messenger RNA from Scatophagus argus, 5060 nucleotides. RefSeq names its product tetratricopeptide repeat domain 12 (gene ttc12). The transcript is spliced from 21 exons. Bases 138 to 2237 code for a protein of 699 amino acids. Lineage: Eukaryota; Metazoa; Chordata; Actinopteri; Scatophagidae. The record is from RefSeq and is a predicted model, not a curated record. Gene Ontology annotation, molecular function: protein binding.
CGGGUCACUAUGGUAACUGAACGCUGAGAGACUUCUUACGGUCAACUGAGGGUAAAGUAGACUCAGCGUUUGCUAGAAGAUAAAACAGAGGUACCUCGCUUAUGAAAAAGUAAACAUAGCCUUUAAAGGGCAAAAGCAUGACGGACAAACUUGAAGACUUCGACAGUUUUUUGCAAAAUGUUGACAAAAUAAAUGAGAUAGUGAAGGAUCUAAACUCUUCUGAUGUCGAAGUUCAGCAAAAAGCAAUGGAGAAAGCUGACUGCCACAUUGCUGGCUUGGAUGAACCCUGCAGGACAAAAGUCAACAAGACUACAGUCAACACAAACCCACAACUUCAGCCCUCCUGGAGUCUGCAGAAUGGAAGUCCAGAUAAUUUCAUGAAGAUUAUGGAGAGAGAUGCUGAAGACAGGAGAGUAAGGAGAAUGGCAAGAGUGAAAAAGGCAACAGCACUCAAAGAAAAGGGCAAUGAAGCUUAUGCUCGGGAAGAAUAUGAAACUGCUGUGCGGUAUUACAGUGAUGGCUUGGAUGAACUACGAGACAUGCAGCAAUUGUACACCAACCGAGCACAAGCCUUCAUCAAGCUGGGAAGGUACGAAGAGGCCAUCAGUGACUGUGAAUGGGCCUUGAAGUGUAAUGAGAGGUGCAUAAAAGCUUACUUACACAUGGGAAAAGCAUAUCUGGCUUUGAAGAAAUAUAAUGAGUGUAGAAAUUGCUUUGAAAGGAUAGUGGAAAUUGAACCUUGGAGGCAGAAGAUGAUUAAAGAAUACCUGACCCAGGUGGAUCUGGAAGAGGAGAGAGAGAGUCAGGAGUUGCAUGCAAUGCAAGAGUUUGACAAGGGAGAUGUGAAGGCCACAACAGUGCCCCAGCUGCUGGAGAAGCUGUCAAGGCCUGGCCAUAUGCCCUUCUACUACUAUGGAGGAUUUGAGAUUCUGUCAGAAGCAGUUACAGACUGUACAGGCCAGACCCUUUUCAGACUGAACAAUGGCUUUAGUGUCAUCAGCAGCAAUGACAUGGUGAGGAGUUGCCUCAUGCAGAAAAUGGAGGAUCCACACAGCCAGGAGUUGUGUGUGUCUGUUCUGAAAUUAUGGAGGGUUGUUUGUAGUGGAAAUGAUGAAAACCAGAAGAUGUUGAUGAGAUGCCCAGUCAGCAGAGAGUCCAUUGUUGACUUAUUAACAUCAGAGCAUGUUGCAGUACGGAAAGAAUGCCUGACAAUACUUUGUCUGUACUCGCAGAUGCCACAUGGCAGGCGUUUGGCCAUCGACAACUUGAAUGUGCACAUGUUAGUGAGGAACCUCAUGGUGUGCAUCACAAGGCAGGAGCAGCAGCAGGAGAACACAGCAGUCAACAUUUUGGAGAACUUUGCAGCAGAAAACAAAUUUUGCAUUCAGUUAAGGAAUGCCUUGACAGAGUCUGUCAUUUUUCCGUUUACAACAAUACUGAGAAAUAUCAGCAAGUCAAAUCAGCAUGUCCUCCCAUCACUGAUAUCAGCUGUUGGCCGUCUGACACAAGAUGACAUCAUCUGUCACAGUUUUGCUCGUGAUCCAGAGUGUUGGAAAGCCUUUGUGCUCGCCAUUAGGCAGUGCAGUGCAUGUGAAUACAAAGAAGUCCUUUACUCUAUGCUUGGUUUGCUUAUCAACCUCUCAACUAUCACUUCUCCAGUCAUUCAGGAGCAUGCUGUUUCACUGUGUGACUGCUGUCUGGGCCUGCUGAGGGAUAAAGAUGGAGGCGUCGUAACUAGAGCCACAGGCGUGCUGAGCACCGUCCUCUCUCAGUCGUCUGAGGCUCUUCAGCAUGUUAUUCAGGGGGAUGUGGUUCGGAUCUUAAGCCGGCUGCUGAAGGGAACAGGGCAGAGUGCCACCAAGUACGCCAUUAAGACUCUGACAGUGUGCACUGCUGCCAGUCGCUUGGCACGGGAGGAGCUGCUGAAGACUGAUAAAAAACUGUCUAUUUUGCGUCAUUUGCUCGGUUCCAGCUGUGAUGAGAUGGUGUCAGGAAAUGCCUGCUUGUGCUUGGCCUACUGCCUUGAGUUAGAAGGAAUUGCUAGCAGCCUGCUGGGCACUGAUAUUGUGCCACUGCUACUGCGCCACGCUGCAGGGGACGCUAAGAGGACAGCUGUGCAGCAAAAUGCAGCCAUUGCUCUUGGGAAGCUGUGUCGAUCUGAGCCCAGACAUGUGAACAAACUUCGAGAACUACACGGCCUUGAGAUCCUACACUCCUGCAUGAAGCUCUUCAGAUGAUCUCACGAACACACAGCAGUUUUGUUUUGAGAACAAAACUUCACUCAAAGAACUACCUGCUGGUAUUCGUAUAAUCCUUUUCUUUUUGUUCAAACUCUUAAUUCAUUGUUAAUAAUGUGAUUUUUUUUAAGAAAGAUAAGGCUGUCUUGAGAAUAAUCAAAAAUUGGUUUAAUUUGAAUAAGAUUCUGUUUCUAAUUGCUUAAUCUACAUAAAAGUCAUAACUAUUAGCAAUGUUCUUGGCUGCCCUUGUUUUUCACGCCCAGGUGAAUUUGUAUGGUAAAUUACCCUGAAUAAUCUGAAUAAGUGUGGAUUUGGGGUGUUCGGAGGUGUAAGUGCAGUCAUUUUUAACAACUUUGUCUUUUAUUUGCAUCAUUUUCAUGAAUACAAUAUAUUCAUAUUGUACAACAUAAAACAAAAUAUUUGAUAUGAAAAUAUGAUUUUUUUCCCAAUGUUUUUUUUUUUUGAACGACUAUAUAAUAGAACCUAUAAUAGAAUACACCAAUUAAACAAACAGUCACCCCGGAUUUGAAGAGUUCACUUGUGUGACUGUUGGAUUCUGAAGGACUGAUAUCGAUCAGGCAGUAUUAACAUGCUGAUGGUAUUUGAAGUGAAAUGUGGGAUAGAGUGGUGUAUCCCUGUGGUUUAAGCCUUUUCAUAGAGAUAUAAACAUCCAAGGUCUUUUUCUUAUUAUUCUGCCAGACAUAAACCUGAAGGAGAUCCUGCUUUUGGUCAUGUGUGCGUGUCUUUCAUACUACUGGACCCAUCAGCCUAAUAUUUUUUGUGCACAUUCAUGACUGUGUGCUCAAGGGCUUCUCAUGGUUGCUGUGAUUCACAAUUAAAAAAUAAAUAAAUAAAUAAAUAAAUAGGCAUAGAAAGACAUUUUUGGCAGCUGGCCAGGGUAACAUGAAGUUUAUGUAGUGUGUUGCAAACCACAUUUUGGACUUUCUGGUAAAAAAUACAUUAAUAAAAAGGUUUGGUCUUAUCUUGAACUGCAGCAUCUGCAGAUUAAUUACAUUAGCUGAACAAAUCCAUUUUUGUUUGCUUUGCCAUCAUCUUUACUGUACGCCUGAUGAAGAGCUGCACUUUACUGAAUGUCUUCUUCAAGUUUACCAUGAAGUUCAAAUAAAUUGCAUGAACUAAGCAGUGAUUAAACUCUGCUGGCUUUUGGUAUUUUUCUUAUUUUUACUUUCUCACAUGUGUAGUCAGUCUUUCUUUAAAUGUAGCUUCCAAAGAGGUGCAGUUGAGUGUAAACUGCUGAUAAAAAAAUGUUUUUCAUCCUUGUUUGGAUUCUUGUGGUGGAACUACUGAGGGCGACAAAUCAUCUCAAAUAUACAAAUUUGGAGUUUAAAAACUGUUUGCAGCUAAAUUUUGGGUGUUUCAUAUCUGCACGUCUUUGAAAUAUGAGGAUGACUUGUAAACUUAGAAAAAGGGCUGGGCCCAGGAAUUUAAAGUGGGGCCGUGCUGUGUGACAACAACUUAUAAUGCCAGUAUAAUAUUUGCAAACCCGCCAUGAUGGCUUGUACAGCACACCGUGACAGACAAGUAGAAUUACAUUAUUUCUGAUUUGUUACUCCUCUCUUUUCAACAAGCCACCUUACUGGCUAACUUCUGUAUUGAUCAGAAUAACAGUAUAAACUCUUUCUUUUUAAGAAACAGUGUUUUCAUGUUCAGUAAUAACAGUCGAUUCAUUAGUGAGAACAUUUCAGCUUUACGUGCGUUUUCUGAAUUUCAUAACCAUAUUUCAAAGAUUUGUUUGCUUCUCUAGCAUGGGCAAUAUCAAUCCUGUGUGAAUGCUGUGCUUUGACCACACUGAAUUAUAGCACCUAUAGUUCUGGACUAUGUUUAUGUUGUUUAUGUCUUUUUAAUCAUUAGAUGGCAAGGCUUCUGUAUCUGAAUAUUUGAGAAAUGUUUGUUUUCAACUCCAGUGAACCCAUUAAGAGCUUCUGCAGCAUUGGGCGAACAUGCCUGGAGCAGAAUUCAGUAUAGAUCCAAAGUAUAGACUCAUUUUCAACUUGUUUUUAUUCCAAAACAAGCACAAAAUCUAUGCAUUAUAAAUCCCUGGAUUGUUUGUGAUAAGAAAGGAUAAAAGGAUUAGUUUGUUAUUGCACUUCAUCCAUUAACAUAUUAUCUUUUGGCAGCACAUAGUCAUUGUCAUUCAGCAGUUCAGAUCUGUUCACAGCACUUUAUUCCCAAUCCAGUGCUUACAAAAUGCUGUGAAACCUUAUAAAAGCAUUUACUGUACGGUCCCUAAAAGGGAGAAGCCUACUGACUUUGACAACCUCGUGACUUUUUCAUCUACUACCACCACGAGGUUGAAAAGUAGUUAUAAAGCAACAUUUUCUGCAGGGACCGCCAUGAAUUUUGGCACAGACAUGGAGGGUGGCCAAAGGGUGCAUCUUUAACGACUUCACUAAUGAUUUCCUUAUCGUUCCCCUCAUCACCACCUGCAGGUCAGUUUUUAUUUAUUCAUUUAAGUAUCUCAACAUCUACUGGACGAAUUGGCACAAAAGGUUGUACAAACAUUGACGUUCCCAUCUGGCCCAGCUUUAGUUUGUGUUUAGGGCUAAUUAGCAAACGUUAGCAUGCCAACAGGCUAAACAGUUCCAGCCUAGUCAAGCGAGCAUGAACUGAUGAAGCCUCUUGGAUGAGAGGUGAAACGUCUUCAAAGACAAAUAACUAAGUCCAGUUGCGUUCGAUUGAAUUUCCUUGAGAUAACCAUGACCUGGAUGAAUGAGAAUAUUCACAGGCCUAAACAAAAGACGCCUACCAAAAUCCUGUAGACUCACUUGCGUGACUGUGACUCUUUGAACUUCGUUCACCUGU